Athalia rosae (coleseed sawfly) is the source of this 1218-nucleotide messenger RNA. RefSeq lists its product as uncharacterized. Lineage: Eukaryota; Metazoa; Arthropoda; Insecta; Hymenoptera; Athaliidae. Bases 1 to 1218 code for a protein of 405 amino acids. The record is from RefSeq and is a predicted model, not a curated record. The transcript has a single exon.
AUGGAAGAAAUCUUGAACAUUCAAACACCGGUUAUGUUUGAUGAGUCUGUCGCCCACGACGAGACUCACUCACACAAACCGUAUGCCUCUUCGAGUUUCAAUAACAGCGAUGAGAUAAGGAUAGCCGUACAACAUCAAGAUCUCACCCUACUACCGAGCAAGAGCUCGCUGCAUGUUUACGGUAAACUUAUGAAAACGGAUGGAACUGUAGCGGUGGCUACAACUCUCGUAAACAAUGCAAUCUGUCAUUUAUUCGAAGAAGUGCGCUACGAAUUGAAUGCUAUAGAAAUCGAUAUUAGCAAAAAUGUAGGUCUCACCAGUCUGAUGAAAGGCUACGCUUCUCUGAAUCCCAGUCAAGCUUGGUUAAUGGAGAAUGCGGGUUGGUUAGAUGUUGAGGAACGGAAUCAAAAACUGACCGAUCCUAACGGAUAUUUUGAUGUGUCUGUACCGUUGAGUACGAUUUUGGGGUUUGCUGAAGACUACCGUGAGAUCGUCGUUAACGCUAAACAUGAGUUAAUCUUGACAAGGUCUAAAACGGAUGCAAACGCGGUACUGCAAUCAGCGGACGAAGAUUACAAGAUUCGGAUCGACAAAGUGGAAUGGUUAAUACCUUACGUGCAACUGUCCGAUCAACGAAAAUUAGGGCUCCUGAGUUUCAUUGAAAAAGAUUUACCUAUUUCUAUGAGUUUCCGGACUUGGGAAUUGUACGAAUAUCCGAUGCUGCCUACAACAUCGAAACAUGUAUGGACCGUGAAGACAUCGACGCAGUUGGAGAAACCGCGAUACAUAUUAUCGGGUUUCCAAACAAAUCGGAAAAAUAACGCAAGAAGAAAUGCCAGUCGUAUCGAUCACUGUGACAUUACCGACGUCAAACUGUUUUUGAAUUCUCAAAGCUAUCCUUACGGCAAUAUGAAUCUUGACAUGAAUCAUAAUCAGUACGCUCUGCUGUACGAUAUGUACGCACAUUUCCAAGCCGUUUACUACGGUAAGGACCCCGAACCAUUGUUGAAAAAGGGUGAAUUCUUACAAUUCGCACCUAUAACCAUUAUUGACUGUUCGAAACAAAACGAAUCUCUGAAAUAUGGUCCAGUCGAUAUUCGUCUGGAAUUUGAGGCUAAGGAUAACUUCCCUACUGAAACAUCAGCCUAUUGUUUAAUUCUACACGAUCGUGUAAUAGAAUAUAAUCCAAUAAGUGGUGGGGUGAAAAAAUUGGUAUAA